AUGGGAAUUUUUGAGGUUGAACGAACACCACUACGAAUUGUCGAUUCCAUCGCAGUGAACGACCCGGGGACACUCUAUUGUAUCCACCCGGUCUCGUCUGAUAUCUCUGAAGGAUGGGUGAAUAUUGACUUUGAGAAACUCGUCAGUGCUAUCAAUCGCACAGCGCUGUGGAUUCAAGAAAAUGUCGCAUCUUCAACUGAGCCAGAGACCAUCGCCUAUGUCGGAGCAAAUGACAUCCGCUAUACAGCUUUUAUCUUUGCAUGUAUGAGACUGAGACACACUGCACUUCUUCUUUCAACGAGGAACUCAGAGCAAGCGUCGCGAUAUGUCCUGGAGGCCACACGUUCUUCCAAAGUUGUCUACAGCGCGGACAAAGCCCGCCAGGCCGAGGAAUUAAAGACGACGAAUUCAUCCUUGGUAGUCGUCCAAAUUCCAGAACUGUGGGAAUUAUUCGACCGCGAUGGAAAAACUGCCUCUCCUGAGGUGAAGGAGACCCUUGAAGAUGAAGAGGAUCGCGUGGCAAUCUACAUCCACAGCUCCGGAACAACAGGAAUGCCCAAGCCAGUCCCGAUGACAAAUGGAUAUCUCCAGACGAUUGAAACUAUCGGUUUGGUACCAGUUCCAGAGGGUAGACGGUGUAGUUUUGCUCCUGUCGAAGGCAAGGGGAAGUUGCACUUUUUGAUGAGUCCUUUCUUUCAUCUGAUGGGUAUCCUCGGCAUAAUGAUGCCCAUUGCGUAUCUGACCCCAUUUGUUCUUAGCCCAGAGAGGCCAUUGACAGAUGAAAUGCUUGAUCAAAUUCUCAGGGAAACUGAACCCAAAUUGACUAUUAUGGGCUCAUCUAUUUUGGAUGAUAUGAGCAAGUCAGAUCUCGGAUUAAACUGCCUAUCCAAAUUCGAUUACGUUACUUAUGGAGGCUCGCCAUUGGCAUCAGAGGUGGGAAGUCGCAUUGCAGAAGUUGUGCUGCUCCAGUCGGUUCUGGGAACAAGCGAAUGCUGUAUAUUUCCAGCUUUGAUCCCAGAAGACAAAACAGACUGGGGCUAUCUGGAGUUCAACCCCAAUGCUGGCUCAGAAAUGCAGGACGUUGGCGACGGACUAUAUGAGCUCGUCGUGCAGCGAGGAGAAGAUCGCAAAAGCAAGGCAGUUUUCCAUACAUACCCGGACAAGACCGAGUACCGCACUGGCGAUUUAUUCUCCCCUCAUCCAGUAAGAAAUGGACUGUGGCUCUAUGCCGGUCGCCAGGAUGAUCUCAUCGUUCUCAGUAACGGAGAAAAGUUCAAUCCCACCCUAACGGAGGAGACUAUUUCAAGCCACCCACUCGUGCACCUUACUUUGGUGGUUGGACAGGGACGUUUCCAAGCGGCUGCAAUUAUAGAGCCAAACUGGUCCCUUUGGAAUGGAGAACCAAAUACUUUGGUUGACGAGAUCUGGCCGUUGGCCCAGAAGGCGAAUGAAGUAGCCCCCGGUUAUGCUCAGCUUAUGAAAGAGCGAAUCACCAUUUCAUCUCAAUCAAAGCCAUUCCAGCUCACCCCAAAAAAUACUAUCAAGCGACGUGCUACUGUUAGCGACUAUGAGGCAGAGAUUGACGCCCUUUAUGAGGCGGGAGAUCAAAUCACUGUCGAUCAACUCGCAAAGGACGCUUCUCGCACGGAUAUCGCAGAAUUCAUAACCCAGGUUUUGUCAGACAUCUUAGAAGGGCAGUCAACUGAGGAAAAUGCCGACAUAUUUGCUUUGGGGGUCGACUCCCUACAGACACUCCGUUUAGGUCAAAUCCUCCAGGCCUCUCUUCAAUCCGCGCGACCGGACUUGAAUGCAGCCUUUGGAAACUCGCAGCUCUACUCUCGCCCAACCAUCGUACAGCUCACCAGUUAUGCAACGAUUCUGUGUCUGCGGAAGAAGUUGUGGAAAGUGACGAGGACCGCGAAGCCAGAAUCGCUGGAAUCGUUGGGAAAAUACUCGGACGAUGUUGGCGUAAGUCACGCUGUCAUUCUCACUGGCUCCACGGGUUCCCUCGGCGCAUAUCUUUUGCACGAGCUUCUUCGAGACCUCAGCGUCUCAAAGAUAUAUUGUCUCAACCGGUCCGACGACGCCGCCCCGAGACAACUGCAGAGUCUCCGUGAGAAGGGCCUAGUGGGUUUCAACAAGUUCCCACGCCGAGUAGAAUUCCUUCAAGCACGCUUUGGCGAUGAAAGACUUGGACUCGAUGAAACAAAAUACGAGGAGCUACUGGAAAGCGUCGAUACAAUUAUCCACAACGCGUGGAAGGUCAACUUCAACCACAGAGUUGAGGCAUUCGAGCAACCUCACAUCGAGGGCGUUCGUCGACUUGUUGACUUCAGCAUUUCCAGCGAAAGAAAUGCCCACAUUCACUUCAUCUCAUCCAUCUCGACCAUUGAAGGCUAUAGCCAAGGCCCAUCAAUUCCUGAAAUUAUUUUCAGUGACCCGAGCUCGGUCCUUCGCCAGGGAUACGGUGAGUCAAAACACGUUUCUGAGCGAAUCUGCGCAGCAGCCUCGGCCAAAUGCGGCGUCCCGACCAGUAUUCACCGAGUUGGUCAGAUUGGAGGUCCGACAACAGAGAAGGGAAUGUGGAACAAACAAGAAUGGGUGCCAUCCUUGGUCGCAUCUUCGAAGACGAUUAAGCAAAUUCCGAAAUCGCUUGGAUCGGUUUCUGUACAAUGGGUUCCAGUGGAUAUCACGGCCAAGGUCAUCGCAGAUAUUGUUCGCACGAGACGUAUUACCCAAGAGGAGGAAUUAUGCGCUGCCUUCCAUAUUGUCAAUCCCAAGACCGCAGACUGGGAAUCUCUGAUCCCAGCAGUCACCAAGUACUUCGAUGUUGAGCCGGUUGAUGUUCACACAUGGGUCAAGACCCUCGAGGGCUUCACAAACCCCACGGAGAACGAUCUCAAAGACAAGCCUGCUCUCAAGAUUCUAGACUUUUUCAAGGCAAUUACCUACAGUGAUGAGGCUGGGCCAUGGACUGAGACAACCAAAACACAGGUUGCAAGUAAGACUUUGAGAGAUUUGAAGGAAAUCGAUGCGAUCCUAUUCGAGAAGUGGAUGAAGCAGUGGGACUUCUGA
Molecule: messenger RNA, 3075 nt
Organism: Penicillium cosmopolitanum
Lineage: Eukaryota; Fungi; Ascomycota; Eurotiomycetes; Eurotiales; Aspergillaceae
Exons: 5
Coding region: 1-3075 (1024 amino acids)
Source: RefSeq, a predicted model, not a curated record